CUCCAACCUCCGGCAGAGGCAGCAGGACGGUGGAGUGUGGAGGGCUACAAGUGCUUCUCUAUUAGACUUUCAUAGAGCAGCCUAGGAAAUGCAACAAUCAUCUGUCAAAUGGAUGCAAACAUAAGAGAGAGAGUUUCCUGAAGCAUGGCUUAGAUUAGAAGCCGUGGCUUGCUAGAGAGGAGUUCUGAUGGCUUGUAUGGAGCUUCUGUACCUCACCAAGAAAGGUAGGCGAUCAGAUCUGUGCAACAAUGUGGACUGGAGUUUUCAAGCCCCUCCCUAUGAACAGCAGAGUGAUGGGGACGAUAUGGGGGCUAGAACAGCAGCUGCGGUGGCAGCUCUCUGCUGUGAUAGGCACUGCAAGUCUACACAAAGGGCAGCCACAGCAGGUCCCACCCAGGCACCCCUUUCCUCCACUCCUACCCCCUCUUUCUCCUGGCAGCAUGCAGCAGCAUCAAGCAGCACCCAGCCCUGCUGCCAGCCAGCUCACUUGGAUGGAGAAGAGGAAGCAGAAAAGAAGAGAGCCUGUUGCUGUGCCCAGGAACUGGAGACAUCGUUUACUUAUAGGGAUGAAAAUGUCAAUCUGGAGCAUACGAGAAACGCCCCUUCUCCUGUGAAGAGUUGCUGCCAGAUUCCCCCUGCCCAGCAUAGCUCCUCUACAGAGAUCGCACCCGAUUGGGCUCAUGAUCCUACCUCCCUGAUCUCUGAGGAAGAUGAUACUGGAUCAGAAGCUGGUUCAGGGAAAUCUAUAGACUAUGGGUUCAUUAGUGCCAUCUUGUUCCUGGUUAGUGGGAUUUUGCUCGUUAUCAUUUCCUAUGUGGUGCCCAGAGAUGUGACUGUGGAUCCUAACACUGUAGCAGCCAGGGAGAUGGAGCGACUGGAGAAUGAGAGCGCUAGAAUCGGGGCUCACUUGGAUAGGUGUGUGAUCGCUGGGCUGUGUCUCUUAACUCUGGGGGGUGUGGUGCUGUCCAGUUUAUUAAUGAUGUCUAUGUGGAAAGGGGAGCUGUACAGGAGGAAUAGAUUUGCAUCCUCCCAGGAAUCUGCAAAGCUGUAUGGUUCUUUCAAUUUUAGAAUGAAAUCCAGCACAAAUGAUAAUACACUAGAGUUAUCAUUAGUAGAAGAAGAUGCAUUUGCUAUAGAUAAUUAGCAUGGUCCUGAUUUUUAAGGCAGUAUUUCUACAGGAAAAUAUGUUCUAUUAAAGAAAACAAAUUCAGCUAAAGAUAGGUAGUAAUGCAGUUUAAUUGCCUGGCAAUAAAUGUCUUUCCUUAAACUCUGUAACUGAAUGUUUGCAUUAUAAGGGGAAAUCUGCUAGGGAUAAUAUAAUCAAUAUCAAUGACACUUUCUUAUUUAAACCAUUGAAUAAAAAUAAAUUUGUGAUAACCAGGUUCCCCAAAUCUCCUUUAUCCUGUUUUUAAAAUAUUUCCCCCUAUUUAAUUUCUUAGUAGUUCAAUACAAAACACUACCAUCCUGUCAUGUUUGAAAGCUGUUAAUUAUUACAGCCUACAUGAGGAUUAUUAACAGUCUGCUUGAUAAUAUAUUAAGGGAGAGACCAAAUCUUGCAUUUAAUCCCAGCAAUUAAGGGUGACAGUCUCUUAUACUUUCUUUUUAAAACUGACCCCUUUUUUUCCUGACAUGAAAGCCCAGAAAAUACCAGUAGUUCACCAUGUAUUCAUUGAAAACACAGAUGUCUAAUUUAGAAUUCUCCACCUUUUAAUUCACAAACAUUCAAUUUAUCUCCAAGUAAUUGUAUAAUCAGCGAUGAUUAUUAAAAAUGUGAAGUAUGGGUGUGGCGCAGGGGAGUGAAUAGCUCAGGGCAUGGGUAAUAGGAGAAAAAGGGCCUUUCACCUCUACGUCAGCAGUUCAAUUUCACUCCAGAUCGGCAGGGACUGAGAAUAGUUAACUUGUGAUGGCUCUUUGUGAAAUAAGUCUAGUUCCAGAUGUCGGGGUAGAAAAACUGCCAUAAAUUGACACCAAUUGACCUCCUUGUUGGGAGUCUCAAAGAAGCCAAAGAUUGAAAGAGGAUGAAGAUGGAAACCUCUCUUGCAACAGAGGUUUGAAGCAAGUUGCAGGGCUGUGCUUGUGCUGAGGCUCUCUGUGUUCUCUUGAAAAAUAGAUUUUAAUCCACUGAGGCUGCCAACUCUGCACCUUUCACAACCAGUGAAAAAAGAAAAGGGGGCUGCAUUCUACAUGGGUCAGCGCAAUAGCGUUCUGUGCUCCACCAAUCAGCAAUCUACUUGAUUUUUUUUUUAAAUAUAGACUUCUAUAAAUAAUUGUCAGAAAAUAAAGGUUAGAUACCUAGCAAUCAGACUGCCUGGCACUGACUUCAUACAGUGUAGUAGCUGGUCAAAGAAAGGUGAUGUUAUCAGUGAAGUCUAUGUAGCACAAUGGCCAGCGAUUAAAUGCUGAGGGAAUAUACUUGGAUGUCUAACAUCUUCAAUGGAAUGCUAAAAUAGAUGUGUUUUUGUAACUUUUAUUUUGAGAGGAAAAAAUGAAAAAUGUUGUUGGUCCGUAGUAUGAUUUCUUAAUAUACACUGGUUAGGUAUGAGCUGAUCCACUGGCCAAAGAGUCGCUAAGGGAUCUAUUUGCACUGUCCCUGACAUUUUGGCCUUGCAGUUUUAAUAGACAUUCAUAGCUUGAGUGCCACAGUAUUGCCUGCCCCAAGCAUUAAAAAAUCAUGAAUCAGCCCUCUUCCUCCCCCCCCCCCAAAAAAAAAUCAUGAAAUUGGUUUAAAAAUUGAGGAUUUUAUUUUAAAUAUUUGAGGGAUUUUAUUUGCCUUCUAGGAUUUGAUCCUUUAGGGUGCUUUCAAAUCACAUUUUAAAAGCUUCUCUCCGCAGACAUGAGGAACAGAAACUUACUUUCUUUUUUGAGUGAAAGUGGAGAUUCUCAUGAAAACACUUGACUCCAGGAGCUAGGGCUGUAAGAAAAACACCAAAUAGCUUGAGACUCCUGACAAAAUAACCAGAGAGCUGGCAACACUCUGAGUGCUAUAGUUCUUGUCUUGGGCCUGAUUCUCCAUUGCCUUGCACUUUGUGAUUUUUGCACUGGUGUAAAUGUCUGUAAUAAUACCUAGCUCUUAUAGAGCUCUUCCUCCCUAGAUCUUAGUGUGCUUUACAGAGGAGGGCAAUAUCAUUAUCCCUAUUUUACAGAUGGGGAAACUGAGGCACGGGGCGUUGACAUGAUUUGCUCAAGGUCACCCAGAAAAGCAGGGACAGGGCUGGAAAUUGAAUGCUGGUCUCCUAAGUCCAUUCCAGCAUGCUGUUCACUAAACCACUCAGUCUGUCCUCCACAGGUUCAGGGUAACAGAGAAUCAGCUCCUCCUUGUCUGAUUCUGGAGUCUAAGAUUUUACAUUGUCACCUCGGAGUCUGGCCAACAGGCUGUCAAUUCUCAGUCUUGCAUAACUAGUGAAGAUUAUGAAUGCACCCCUUUGCUCUCACAUGGAGAGUAACCCACACUGUCUUUGCAGAGCAUGUUCAAAGUAAAUAUCUGCUUUGAAACACAAGGUGCUCUUAUAAGCAGAUUGACAACAGUUUGUGACUCAAAGCAGGAAAGGGGGAUAAUACACUUGAACUGUGCUCUGCUAAUGGGCCUUCUCAGGCUCUGAAUAAGUAUGUCUGGGGAUCAGCUUGUCUUCUAUGGUCUUUCUUUUAAUUCUGUCCCAUGUGAUUGGAGGGAGGUUUAAUUCAAUAUGAAAGGUAUGCAAAUCUGUUCCUUUGCACCUCUAUUUUGGUGGGUAUUGGGAGGGCAUAAUGAGGGAAAACACUGAAUAACCUAUUGUCAGCUGGCCUAUUAUGCCUUUCCAUCUGGCUGAUUACUUCAUAAGACAAAUGCCGGACUUGUGUUGGGCAUUCACUCCUUUGUGGUUCAGAUAGUCCUAUGUGCUUGCUCUGGGAUUCCCCUCAUAAAAAUGGGGCAGCAUUUAUGCAGCUAAUAGAUUUGGACAGCCUAAGGAAUCUAUUUGAAUUUCCAAGGUGUCCACUGAUGUAGCACCCAGAAGGAUUAGAACACAUUCCUAUCUUCCACUGUUUGCAUAUUGCAUAUCUGUAAGGAAUGUCAUGUUGUACCGGUGUUUUAAUGUUGGCCCUGUAGAGAGGUGGCAUUUCAAGUCUCAAGCCAUGCAGACUGCCUUUCUAAGGUUUGUCUACACUGCACACUAAGCCCAGGCUCUGACUCAGGGUUGAGCCCAAGUCCUUCCACCCAAAUCUGUCUGGCUUGGGUCAGCAAGUACUCAGGACACCAGUCCUAGGACCCUGGUAGGAGGUGGGUGAGCGCCCAAGUCCCACUGUGACUCGGGUCCAAGUCCUGUUAUUUUGCAGUGUGGACACAUGUCAAGCCUGAGUCAGAAGAUCUGCGUAGUGCUGGCUGGAUGCAUUAGAACGGCUCUGAGACCCAGUCUAACAACUGUAAAUCCAGGUUUACAAUGUAGCUUGGAUUCUCAAAUAUGGGCUUGGAAACACUGAGUCAACAAGCUUAUGUCCCACAGACCCAGACUUAGCAUGCAGUGUAGACUUAUCCCUCGUUCAUUGCUUGGCACUUAUCAGAGCAAUUGUAACGAAUGCACGAAGGGAGGAGUGUGUGUGUUUGAGGAGCUUGCAUUCCUACAGCCAUGUGGAUGUGCCAUCAUUAAUCCAGUUCUUAUCAGGAUUAAUUUUCUAAAAUCAAAAAUAACUCUCCUUACAUGGAGGUAGAAGCUGUUUUGGCCCAUUGGAAUCGGGCAGAAUGGUAAACGGAGUCACUGAGAAUUAUAAGACAUAGAAGGAGGAUUCUUCCCCUGCCCACCUCUUGCUCCAAUCUGCAAUAACCCAUACUAGUAGCAGAUAACUACCCAAACGGUGCUGACUCACAGUGAUAGUUGGAGGUGUGGCGUUCUGUCCGCCCCGGCCCUGCUGCUUAGGGAUUGCCAUGGGAGUAGUGUGGGCCCACAGGGCUCACUUACCCCUACAUGUCCAGACCCGAGGACCAGUGAAGCCUCACAGGGAUGAUGGGUGGAGAAUUACUACUCCCCCUUAUGCUGCUGAGUGAGCUUCUGAGGACAUGAUGUGGCCCUUAUUGAGAAGCCUGAGCAGGCAGAGCCUAACCAGAUUUCUUCUACUGUUGUUUGUCCAUAGAUGUUGAUAGGGUGAAGAAGCCUGUUUUGCCCAUUGAUGCUAGCCAAUAUAGCAUGUCACACUGAUGAGUCUGAUGAGAGCCCUUAGACUGGAGAGGAGUCCAACUGGAAGUGCUGCACUCUGACUUUUCAAUCUUACAGUUAAAAAGUCUAAAACGGAAGCUGUAAAUUUUGAGCUUGGAUGGAUAUUUUUAAAUUUAUUUGUUAACUAUACAUAUGUGUAAACUUGGAGUGCAUAUUAUAACGGCAGAAGGAUCUGAAAAAGAUCAGCAAUUUUUGAGGCUGUAAAGAUCACACAUUUUUGUAAGAACCAUGGCAGGCCUUAUUGCAGAUUAUUAGCACUAGAAAAGAAAACACUCCCUUUACUGUCAGCAUAUUAUUAAGUGAGACGUUUUCUGACACUUUGUAAAAGCAUUUCACAGAUCAUGAGUGAAUUAUUUUAAAAUGAACCCACAGGUUUUCCAUGAAUGUUUUAGGCAAAGAGAAGCCAACAAAAUGGUCUCGGUAUGCGCCGCGCAAUUGGGAGAAAUCUGAAAAUAUAAAUAAUAUAACCCAUGUGGUUUUUUUGCUUUAGUGUUACUGUAUAAAGGGGAGGGGAGGCUUCCAGAGAAGGAAAUGCAGGGGGAGGUAGGAAACAAAACUAUCCAGACUUUCCCAUGACCCCAUAUUGAGAUAUUUUGAGAGUAGAUAGGCUGGAGGGGGUUGGUGAUGAUAUAAAUGAAGCCUGUCACUUCUAGAUCUCUAGUUCUAGUACAGUACAGUAUGGUAGUGACCCAACGGUUCCCAGUAGACAAAUGCUCGCAUCACAAAAAUAGCCACCACAAUUGGCACCCUUGCAGGCAGACUCAGCAGAGGGUCCAAGGAUUGGAUUACCACCUCAUUACAGACAGAAGGGAUUUCUCCUGGUCUGAUUUGAAGCACAUUGAUGAAGCAGCAUGGGGGAAGCUUGCUCUCUUGUUGCCCGUGCUGUACCUAAUGUAGGGAUUGACAGAAAACUUCAUUCUUCAGGAAUGUAAAUCUGGCACUUUUCCUGAGGGCCAAAUUGGUUAGGGCUGGAUCUUAGGUGCAGGCCUGAGCAAAGGGUAUUGGUAAAUUUGGGAAGGAUUGGACUCAGACAGUACCCUCCUUGCUGCCUCCUCACUCUAAGGGUACGUCGACCUUGCAGUUAGAGGUGUGACUGCAGCGUACGUAAGCAUACUUGAGCUAGCUUUAAUUUAGCUAUCUCUGAUACCAACAGAAGAGAAGCCAUGUCAGCACAGACUUCAUUGUGGGCUCGACGCCUGAAUACGUAUCCAGGGUCCCGGGUGAGCUUGUAUAGUAUGUCCAGCAGUCACCACCCAGAUGUAGUAUGGACAUGCCCUAAGAGGGUAAUAAUUCACUCCUGGCCUAUACCAGCAAGAAAUUAUGAUGCCUGCUCUCCAGCUUCACCUCGUGACACCUCAGCUGCGCUGGCCAGCUGCGGAGUGGAGCCAAGACUCUGCCUACUCCAAGUUACUCCCCACCUACCUGCUUACUCCUGCAUGCCCAGAUCCAAGUAGCCUGUUUAAGGCAUUAAGGAAUUCUUUCUUUCCCUUAGUUCCCUGCGUGGGUGUGUGUGGUCCAGACCACGAUCUAACCCUGAAAGUCUAAAAGGUGAUUAACACAGAACUCAUUAAAACAUUAAAUGGCCAUUAAAAAAGUCUCUUGAUGGUUUUUUAGCCCAUCAGUUACAGACUUGUAACUAAUACUAAACAUUUGGAAACUGAAUAACCCCUCUUCCCUCCACCCCUUAGACUAUCACCAAAGAAAGGACUAACACAAAAUGAUCCUUAGUUCCAUUGUAAGUUUUGGUAACCCUAUCUGUUUUUCCACAGACAACCAGCUUUACUGUCUCACUGCCAUCCUCUACAGACAGAAGAAUUAAUUUUAAAAUCUCUCCUAGGAAUCUCUGUUGGGUUGUUGCUGUUUUUAAUAUGUUUACCGUUUUUAAUCUUGAUAAUCCCUUUUAAAAAACUGUCUGUAAUAACCAGUGUUUACCAAACAGGAAAGUAACUGAUUUAAUUUUGUAAAUCUGCAUUUUGAACUGCUAAAGACAAUGUUACAGUUAUUGUGAGCUAUUCAGUAGUGCAUCUGAUGCCUUAUUAUAAUAGUAAUAGUGUUCUGUACAGCUGUAAAAUAAAAAAAAUUGUAACAUUAA
Chrysemys picta bellii (western painted turtle) is the source of this 7278-nucleotide messenger RNA. It is a transcript of the gene TMEM74, whose product is annotated as transmembrane protein 74. NCBI's taxonomy places the organism in Eukaryota, Metazoa, Chordata, Testudines, Emydidae. The record is from RefSeq and is a predicted model, not a curated record.